CUGUGGUAAAAACUAAAAAGUCAAAACAAAAACAUGUGCGGCGAAAUGUGAAAUGAUGUGUUGUAAAAUUGAAAUACAAAAUUAGAUUUUUGAUUGGUUGAUUUAAACUAUUAGGUAUUACAGGAUUAUACUACAAUGGAAGAAGAACAAACACCUAACGUGAGCCUGGUGUCAUGUAUGCAUUUUUUGCGGCGUGGAGUUGCUAAGUCAGUCCCAGAAAAGAUAGAACUAACUGAAAAUGAGUUAGCUAAUUUAAUCAAACAGACUGCUGAUGAGUUAAGAAUAGCAGAACAAGGUGAAGACCAAAGUGAUGAUGAGGAGGAGAACGCCAGCUCAGUGAGACCUCCACCAGCAGACCCCAAUGAUGAGUUCAAUUUUGCUAAUUAUGACCAGGAAGAUUCUAAUAAUCCAAUUGGUAUUGCUACAAUAGCUACAGUUCCUAAUCUGGGUGAUUUGAGUGAAAACGUACAAAUACGAACAGAAGGGGCAGACAGUGACGAAGAAGAUGACAUCAUCAAACCUGAUGAUAAUCUGCUCCUGGUGGGGCACGUGGAAGCUGAUGCCAGUAUACUGGAAGUUUAUAUCUACAACAAAGAAGAGGGAUCAUUUUACGUACAUCAUGACAUCAUCCUGCCGUGGUUCCCGCUUUGUAUAGAGUGGCUGAACCAUGACCCGUCAGACCCGGAACCUGGCAACCUAUGUGCCCUGGGAGGAAUGGAUCCAGUGAUUCAAGUAUGGGACUUGGACAUUGAGAACUGUUUGGAGCCGGUGUUCAAACUCGGUCAGAAGCCGAACAAGAAGAAGAAACUUAAACGAGUGGGACACAAGGAUGCUGUGCUGGACCUCUCAUGGAAUAGGAAUUUCAACCAUGUCCUGGCAAGUGGGUCGGCAGAUAACACAGUGCUGCUAUGGGACCUCGACCAAGGCUCGCCGCACACUAAGCUGGAUUACUUUGAAGACAAGGUGCAGUCGCUAUGUUUCCACCCGCUAGAAGCUCAGACGCUGCUGUCGGGCGCGUGCGACGGUCGCGCGCGCGUCACCGACUGUCGCGCCGCCGACGCGCACAAGGCGUGGUCUCUGGCGCCGGAGAUCGAGCGCGUCGUGUGGGACUCGAGGAACCCGUUCUGUUUCGCUAUGAGUAACAACGAAGGCAAAGUGGCAUACGUGGACUGCAGGCAAGAUGAGCCGCUUUGGACUAUUAGCGCCCAUGGGAAAGAAGUUACAGGUUUAAUUUUAAGUGAAAAAGUACCUGGCUUGAUGGUAACUGUUGGUGCAGAUGAGAUGUUGAAAACUUGGGACAUAUCCAGUUCAGAGGCAGUGCAGGUGAGCGAGCGCGCGUGCAAGGUGGGGCAGGUGCUGUGCGCGGCGCCCUGCCCCGACGCGCCCUACGCCGUGGCCGUGGGCGGGGACAACAAGGAGCGCUUCAUCGAGAUGGUCGACCUGUCCAUCAGCGAACAAGUAAUGAAUCGGUUCGGAUCUCGAGGACAAACGGCCAACCCCACAGAAAAUAAUGAAGCUAUGGAAUCAUAAAACCAAUAUAUUUUUAAUUACUUUCAUAAGUAAAUAUAUAUAUUUAAUAUUUUA
This is a messenger RNA of Bicyclus anynana (squinting bush brown), 1584 nucleotides long. It is a transcript of the gene nclb, whose product is annotated as periodic tryptophan protein 1 homolog. Gene Ontology annotation, cellular component: nucleus. The record is from RefSeq and is a predicted model, not a curated record. Gene Ontology annotation, molecular function: protein binding. Bases 136 to 1530 code for a protein of 464 amino acids. NCBI's taxonomy places the organism in Eukaryota, Metazoa, Arthropoda, Insecta, Lepidoptera, Nymphalidae. Gene Ontology annotation, biological process: rRNA processing. The transcript has 13 exons.